AUGAACUACGAAGCUGAUAUAGAGAUAGUGCAUGGAAAAGGUAUAUUUUGCAUUAUUCUUACAUUAUGCCUGUCAUCGGCUACUUCCAUUCUUGCUUUCGAGUUCGUGUCCAUUGUUUUUCUCAACUACGCACCAAAUUUCACCUGUAUUGACGGCAGACUGGAAAAUCUCUCUAGGGUCACAUGGAUAUCUAACACUGAUUAUACAAAUCUUGCCUUAGGCAAGUUGGCUUCGAUUCCGGACCAGACCGACAAUCAGAUUGAACAGUGUUAUGCAGCGAUUCAAAAUGCCUCAAAUGAACUCCAAGCAUUUGCUUGUUCAAAAUUCUCCUAUGAUGGCUCAGUGAUGUAUCAUACAUUUGUUACGGAUUAUAAUCUUGUCUGCGACAGAAAAGCCUAUGCAAACUGGCUGACGUCCGCCACGAUGAUAGCUAUUGCCGUCGGCCACCUUCUCGCUGUUUUUACGGACAAAUUUAGCAGGAGGAAAAUUCUAAUUUUUUACAUGGUUUUGGACAUUUUCUGGAGCCUUGUAACCCCCUUCGUUCCUAACCUUUGCGGAAUUUUUAUUUGUCGAAUCAUGAGAAUGUUAUCAAUUCCCUUGUGUUACCUUGCGUCAUGUCUCCUUUUUGAACUACUGCCAGCAGAAAAAAGAACAGUUUACGGAAAUUGCUACUGGGCCCCAUUCACCGUGAGUUAUAUUGCUACUGCUGGGUUAGCAUAUUUGGCGAGGGACUGGAGGACUCUUAGACUGUAUGGACUUUUAGGACUCGUCGGUUACAUUCCUUUAUUUUUAUUACUGCCGGAGUCUCCGAGGUGGCUGUGUCUUAAUGGGAAAUAUGUUGAGUACCGAGCCGUUCUGGCUAAAUUAGCCAAAUGGAACAAAGCCACGCUUCCAGAAAAUUUUUGGAACAAAGCGUUUGAAGGAGCACCAUUAGCCUCAAAUCACGGUCUGAAAGAAUCCGCUAGUACGACACCCUUCAUCUGUGAAACUGGUGGGGUAUGCGAGGAGUCAGGUGGGGAUCCUGUAAAGACGGACACCCUACUGGAUGCGUUUCGUUCACCAAACCUGAGAAAAAUUUUAUUAGUUUUCUGUGUGCAGCUGGCAGCGGUUAGUUCCUGCUAUUACGGCCUUUCAACUAGUGCCGACUUUGCCUCCGACAACGUUUUCCUAAAUGUAUUUUACAUGGGUCUCAGUGAGGUGCCGUCCAGUGUGGUUGGCUGGCUAAUCUGCCGUAGGUUCGAUAGACGAGGUAGCUUCCUGCUAACAUCCGCCUUUGUGAUUCCGUCUCUCAUGCUGGCCCCAAUCCUGCGCCCAUAUUCACCUGUUGCAAAUAUACUGAUCAUUAGCACUGGAAAAUUGAUGGUGACAAUUGCGUACAACGUGUGCCUCCUUCACAUAACCGAAGUAUUUCCAACAACAGUGAGAAAUAUGGGUCUGUUUUUCGUAAUGGCAUUUGGCUGUGCUAUCUCUGGACUCUCACCGUUUAUUAACGAGUUACGUUCGGUAUGCAUCUACCUACCCAGUAUUGUUUAUGCUGUGAUGAAUCUACUUGCCGCACUCUUAGCCUUCUAUUACCUACCCAACACCAAGCAUUGUCCAAUGGCUCAGACGAUUAGCCAGGUUAAAACCCUGCGUCGGGGAAGGGAGCAGCAGUGGAUCGAAUUCAUGGUUUUUCAGAACAACGGUGGUCAAGUAUAA
Mesocestoides corti is the source of this 1698-nucleotide messenger RNA. The record is from the annotation of a GenBank genome assembly. Lineage: Eukaryota; Metazoa; Platyhelminthes; Cestoda; Cyclophyllidea; Mesocestoididae.